This is a messenger RNA of Trametes versicolor FP-101664 SS1, 468 nucleotides long. RefSeq names its product mitochondrial fission 1 protein. Gene Ontology annotation, biological process: peroxisome fission; autophagy of mitochondrion; mitochondrial fission. Gene Ontology annotation, molecular function: protein binding. Lineage: Eukaryota; Fungi; Basidiomycota; Agaricomycetes; Polyporales; Polyporaceae. Gene Ontology annotation, cellular component: peroxisomal membrane; mitochondrial outer membrane. The transcript has 5 exons. The coding region runs from base 1 to 468 and encodes 155 amino acids. The record is from RefSeq and is a predicted model, not a curated record.
AUGCCUACAGAACUGCCGUACGCCGCGGACGCGGAAGAGUCGCUCUCCUUCGACGAGCUUGAGGUCCUGAAGCUACAGUACCAGAAGGAGGUUGCACAAUCGCAUGUUACGGUCCAGACGAAGUUCAACUAUGCAUGGGGUCUGGUGAAGAGCCCACAGGCUGAGCACCAGGUAGAGGGAGUGCGCCUGCUACAAGACAUCUAUCGCGCGGAGCCUGGGCGGCGCCGGGAAUGUCUGUACUACCUUGCGCUCGGCCACUACAAGAUGGGCAACUACGAGGAGGCGAGGAGAUUCAACGCACUGCUCCUAGACAAGGAGCCUUCAAAUCUGCAAGCACAGAGCCUUGCAUCCCUAAUCGACACGCGUGUCACACGAGAGGGGUACAUCGGCAUGGCGAUCGUCGGCGGUCUCGCGGCGCUCAGCACGCUCGCGCUCGCCACCAUCAUACGGCGAGCCUCUCGCAAAUAG